Nyctereutes procyonoides (raccoon dog) is the source of this 6962-nucleotide messenger RNA. RefSeq names its product zinc finger CCCH-type containing, antiviral 1 (gene ZC3HAV1). The transcript is spliced from 14 exons. The coding region runs from base 54 to 2849 and encodes 931 amino acids. NCBI's taxonomy places the organism in Eukaryota, Metazoa, Chordata, Mammalia, Carnivora, Canidae. The record is from RefSeq and is a predicted model, not a curated record. Gene Ontology annotation, molecular function: NAD+ poly-ADP-ribosyltransferase activity; metal ion binding.
CGCGGACUCCCCUAAGUUUCGAUUCCCCGCCGGAGCCCGGCCCGCGGCGCGCCAUGGCCGACCCGGAGGUGUGCUGCUUCAUCACCAAGAUCCUGUGCGCCCACGGGGGCCGCAUGGCCCUGGACGCGCUGCUGCAGGAGAUCGCGCUCUCCGAGGCGCAGCUCCGCGAGGUGCUGGAGGCGGCUGGGCCCGACCGCUUCGUGCUGCUGGAGACGGGCGACAGGGCCGGGGUCACCCGGGCGGUGGUGGCCGCCACCCGCGCCCGCGUCUGCCGUCGCAAGUUCUGCCAGAGGCCCUGCGAAGACCUGCACCUCUGCAAGCUCAACCUGCUGGGCCGGUGCCACUACUCGCAGGCGGAGAGGAAUUUGUGCAAAUAUUCUCAUGAGGUUCUCUCAGAAGAGAACUUCAAGGUCCUGAAAAACCAUGAGCUCUCUGGACUGAACAAAGAGGAAUUAGCAGUGCUCCUCAUCCAAAGUGACCCUUUUUUUUUGCCUGAGAUAUGCAAGAAUUAUAAGGGAGAGGGUCGAAGAGUUAUUUGUGACAAGUAUCCACAGUGUGAAAGGCUCCACAUCUGUGAGCACUUUACCCGAGGGAAUUGUGGGUAUGCCAACUGCCUCAGGUCCCAUAACCUGAUGGAUAGAAGGGUGCUGGCGAUCAUGAGGGAGCACGGCCUGAGCCCCAGCGUGGUUCAGAACAUCCAGGACAUCUUCAACAACAAGCACAGCCGAAAGAAACACUCCGGGUACAGAGCUCCUCCCUCCUAUCUUAGAGACAAGGCAUACAGAGGUAGAAGCAAGAGCAGAGACCGAUCAUUUCAGGGCAGUACAGAAUUUCUUUCAUCUGCUCCAGCUCCUGCUCAGAAGUCCUGCUCGUCCAGUCCAGAUCCAGUGGGCCACAGGCCUCCCCUGGAUAAUGUGCCCGUUGAGGAUCUGGCCCACAAGUUUGGGCGUCUGGGAAGUCAGGAUUGCCCUCAGCCUUCCCCGGUCUCACCUAAGGCCAAUAAUCUCAGAGGAACAGGUCAAGUGGGAGGAAGCCGGCAGUUUUCAGAGAACGGCAGUCCAGAGGAUCUCUUUUAUGGGCAUCAAGGUAGCAUUUUCUUUCCUUCUGAUUCGACGCCUGCCUCCAACCGGAAGGGCCCUGACUCCCGGCUGAAUGACAAAGGCACCAGUAGAGAGUCUGUGUUUUCCUGGAGUAAGGCCACCUCUGGCUCUGUAGGUUCUCUACAAACCCCUGAAACCAUGACCACCAGAAAGAGCACAGGCCUGCUUUCCCCAGACGGCGUGAGCGCUGAGGCCAGCGGUAGCAAUCAAAAUGCCCAGUAUUUCCUGCUUUUUAAUAACAACGUUGAUGGAAUGGCCACGGAUGGAACUUCUGCAAGAUCUUUAAAUUACAAAACCACAACCAGAGGACAGAGAGAAAAAUCGUUACCUCGGAAUCAGGACGCGGGAACUCCUCCCGGUAAUGUCCAGACCACUGGCACAGUUAUGGGUGGUGAUGAUCCAGCAGCGGCACCUGCUAACGGCACCAGAGCUGCAACCUAUGCAAGCCAUGGUCAGAACUCUGCCCAGACCCCAGUUAGCCCUGCCAGUGAGUUUGCAAGGACCCCAAGAUGUGCUCCAUAUUCUGCAUUUGACGUUGGUAGUACCAGCUCUUCCAGGAUGCAUGACUGUGACCCACAGGAAAUUUGUCUUGACUACCUGUGUAAGGGUUGUCAAACUGAGAACUGCAACAAAGUUCAUUUCCACCUGCCCUACCGCUGGCAGAUGUUCUUUGCAAACACCUGGAUGGACCUCCAGCCCAUGGAAAAUAUUGAGAAGGCCUAUUGUGACCCCCAAAUCCGCAUCUUUUCUAUUGGAAAUAAAAGCAUCGAUUUCCAGAAAAUGACUUGUGAUUCCAUUCCUAUCCGACGCAUCUCCACGCCUUCAUCUGUCACGACACUGACCAAUUUUGUCUUUGCCACAAAAUGGAUUUGGUACUGGAAGAAAGAAUCAGACAUAUGGGUUCAAUAUGGGGAGGAGGCUGGUAAUCAGGAAGCUUCAAACAUCGACUCUUCCUACCUGGAGUCCUUCUUUCUAUUGUAUCCAAGGGGAAUUGUGCCAUUUCAGGCGGGUUCACGGAACUACGAGCUGAGUUUUAUAGGGAUGAUUCAGACAAAUGUAGCUUCCAAGACCCAAAAGGAUGUUGUCAGAAGGCCAACCUUUAUGUCGUACAAGGAUGUGGAGCAGAUUAAAAGCAACUAUCAGCUGAUGCAGACCCUGUCAGAGCCUUUAAUCUCGACACUACCUCCUCAGCCAGACUGUAGCUUGAAUGGAUAUGAGUUGGUAGAGAUCAAUAACCAGAAUCCGGAAUAUGUCAUGAUAAGUGAGUCUUUUAAAGCUUCCAUGAAAAAUUUUAAGAUUGAAAACAUAAAGAAGAUCAAGAACACCAAGCUCUUGAAUGCUUUUGAAAGGAAAAAAUUGAAGAUGAACAACAGAACGGAAAAAAUCCUGUUUUAUGCAACAAGACGCACCUAUGUGGAGUCUAUCUGUAAGGAUAACUUCAACUGGAUCUUACAUGGAUCUUCUAAUACCAAAUAUGGAAAAGGAAUUUACUUCACAAAGGAUGCCAUCUAUUCCCAUAAAGAUCAGCAGUAUGAUACCAAAAACAUGGUUAUGUUUGUAGCUCGAGUCCUGGUUGGAGAUUUUACUCAAGGAUAUAGGGAAAGCCUAAACCCUCCUCCACCACCGUAUGACAGCUAUGUGGAUGUAAGGUUGAAUCCUUCCAUUUUUGUCAUCUACGAGAAAGAUCAGAUUUACCCACAAUACGUGAUUGAAUAUACUGAACCAGAGAAAGCCUGUAUGAUUAGUUAGAAAUGAUGAAUACAGCGUCAUAAAGGAGGCCAUCACCAUUCUGUUCACUUACGGAGUCAGAUUGCCCCAAUAGUACACUUAUACGUUUCUCAUUUAGUUAUCAACUGCUUUAGAUCAGUGGUUCCCAAAGUUUGCUACCCAUUUGAAUCAUGUGGAAGGCUAAGAAUUCCAGUGUUCAGAUUGCACCCUGUGCCAACUGAACCACUGUUUCCGGUAUGAGAGCUGGGCAGUGUUAAUCUUUGAAUUACAAGGAUUCGAAUGUGUCAUAAAGUUUGGGAAUCACCGUCUUAGAUAGAACUGGGAAAAGUCGGAUUUCUAAAACAUCUUUAACUGCAACAAGUUUCUCUCCCAGCUACUUAUUCUUCAUUUACUGUAUGGCAUGGUUUUGUCUUGGUUUAAUUGAAAGAAAAUUAAUUUGGGCAAUUUGAGAGAAAUCUAAAAAUUGCCUAUGAAAGUAAGCACAUUAGACCAUCCCACCUUGGAUAGAAGAUUAUGGAAAGCUGGGGGUGGGGGUAGGGUUUAGAAAAAUGCUGGGGGAAGGGAGAAGAAAAGAUCAUUUAAAUGCCAUUACAAAAAAAGAAAACAAAACAAAAUAAAUGCCAUUACAGAUAUAACUGUACCGUACCUUCGAGAUAAGACUGAAUUGGGGCACACAUUUCUUUAUCUCUACGUUUACUUAGGGGGCUCCAUCCAGGUUGAUUGUCCGGAAUGCAAUAAAAAGAGCCACAAAGUGUGGCUCAGAGAAAAGCGACCCACUGGAGUUAAUUGCCCAUUUGGGUUCUUUAUAUAAUUAUGGCAAAGUAGACAUGUAUAUCCUAAUAUAUGAUUAUAGAGAAGGUUUUUAGGUUGGACUUUAAUGAAAGCGUCUGUAUUUUGGGAGAUCUGAGUUGCAGUAACCAGAUUCACAGAAGCGCGACUGAUAAACCUGAGUGCUAUUGUAGUCGUUCGCUGUAGCAAAUGAGGCUCACCAAGGAAUUGGGAGCAAGCCAUCCCCACUGAAGCAUGGGCUCCUUAAGGAGUUGAGAUUUGUUUCCUGGUGAGCACGGAAUCAGAACAAAGAGAAUAAUGCCUCAACAGGUCUUGCACCUGCAAAGGGGCUUCUUUUUUCUAAAUAUAACGGAUUGUACAGCAUUGUAGUACAAUCAGUUUUCAAAGCAGUUGAGGUUCCUGGACCAAGAGUUCUUUCCUUAUCAUGAAGCAGGUUUUUCCUUUCAGUUUUCCUUUUCAGCAUUCACCAGUUUCCUGUUAUGGCUCCUCAGCAGACAUAUUAUAAAAGUUACUUAGCCUUGGAGUUGAUUUUAUAUCAGAUUGUAGAUCACUUCAAACAUCUCCACAACCCCUUGGUUUAAAGGACUCCACCAGCAACAAAUGUAUAGAGAUUUUUUAAGGCAGAGUUAUUUUCUGGGAGGCUUGUCACAAACACUUACUCUCAUUCACUUUUUUUUUUUUUUUUAAUGGUGGUAUGCUUUGGAGCUUUGAUUUCUUGAUCUCGGUUCUCAUGUGUUCAGAGAUGCAAUUUGUCCAACUCUGGUUGUCCAUGAGACAUCUCUAGUUGGAUAUUUCAUAGAUGCCUCUAAAGCAACAUGUCCCAAAUGGAAUUCUCAAUCAGCCUCCUUCAAACGAAUCAUUUUCUCCCCUAGUAUUGUUUCCAGAAGUCAUCAUUGACUUCUUCCUCUCCUUCCCCCAAGCUUGGGGGAAGUCCAGUUUUUCAAAUAUUUCUUUGUCCCCUUCUGAGGUGUUCUUUACUUAGCAGUAAGAAUGGUCGUAUUUUAACAUUUUUUUAUAUAACAAUCUUUAAAAACACAAAUCUGAUCAUGCCUUUAGAAUAAAGUUCAAAAUCAUUAUUACAGCCCCACAUGAUUUCACCCUUCCCUGCCCUCUAUUAUUUAUUUUCUUCCACCCAAGCCACUCUUGGCUAGUUUACUUGCAGUUCUUUAGUACUCCUUUUCCCUAGCUCAGUGGUUCUCAAAAAGUAAGCCUGCCUUUUUUUUUUUUUUGACAAAUACAUUGUAACAUCUGUUUUAUUAUCCUCAAAGUGCAAUCCAAUUGUAAUAUACUCUACGUACAUAUAAUUUUGGAAGUAAAUUUAAAAUUAAUCAAAAUUAACAUGAACAUAAAAGGAAAACAAAAGGUACGUUACUUGGGCACGACCCUAUUAGAAGACCUAAUUAAGUAGUCAGAUGUUUACACCUACCUAUAAUGAGCAAAUUUACAAGAAGGUAGAUCAAACCUGAUUUUAUACAUAGUAUGGGAAAAUGAAAAAGCAGGGAUAGGAGUGGACCUUAUAAUAAAAACUAGUGAUGCAUAACUUAUUGCAUAUGAUAGUACUUACAAGAGAAAUAUCGAAAUAGCCUUAAUUGAAAUAAAGAUACUAUCCAAGAAAAUCUACAGAUUGUCAAAAUGGAGAAAAUGAGGAAAUAUUCUAUUUUUUGCAGACGAACUGUAGGUCAUACAAGAAUGUCUAGCGAGACAUUCAAAAUUCGUGUAGGGUGCAGAAUAGUUUCUUAUCAUGGGGAACUGUCCAGUAUAUUGCGAAAUGUUCUGCAUACUUGGCUCUCAUAUACAAAGUGCCGAUAGCACCCUUUCCUCCCCCCAGUUAUAGGGCAAUUGCAAACCCCAUCAGAUCUAUUCACCCUUUCCAGAGCAGUAACAUUUUGUCACAUCCCCUUUGUUGGUCUGAGAGGACUCCUAGGUGAUACAACCUACCUAUACACGUGAAUUUCUUUACAAACCCAUUUAACACACCGACUCAAUUAUAAUGGAGAAACAGAAGGAAAGAAUUUAUAUAUAUAUAUAUAUAUAUAUAUAUAUAUAUAUAUAUAUAUUUACAUUGGAGUUUGAUUUGCCAGCAUAUAGUAUAACAGCCAGUGCUCGUCCCAUCAAGUACCCCCCACUCAGUGCCCAUCACCCAGUCACCCAUCCCCACCUGCCUCCCCUUCCACUACCCCUUGUUCGUUUCCAGAGUUAGGAGUCUCUCAUGUUUUGUCACCCUCUCUAAUUUUUCCCACUCAUUUUCUCUCCUUUCCCCUAUAAUACCUUUCACUAUUUUUUAUAUUCCCCGUAUGAGUGAAACCAUAUAAUGAUUGUCUUUCUCCGAUUGACUUACUUCACUCAGCAUAAUACCCUCCAGUUCCAUCCACGUGGAAGCAAAUGGGUAUUCGUCAUUUUGAAUGGCUGAGUAAUAUUCCACUGUAUGUAUAGACCACAUAUUCUUUAUCCAUUCAUCAGGAAAAAAAUUUGUAAUGAAAAUGAGUUUCAGUGUGUAAAUGCUCAGGCAUGACUAUGCUCUACGACAUCAUGUAAUAGACAUUUACUCCUACUUCCAGUGAAUAGGUUUGAAUUUCAGAGUCAUUCAGAGGCUACUUCUUAUAAAGAAGUACAGGAAAAUGAAAGGUGAGAGCUAGGGGUGACCCUAGGAUGAAAAUCAGUGUUAGGGUAAGUCAUAACAUACUGAGAAGGCAUGUGGUUAGGAAAAGAGCAAAAUUAACUGGUAGAAGGAUAACAGGUGGUCUAAGACGAGAAAAUGAAUGAUACUCUCUGGCGAGCUGCAAGUCCUUCAUAAAUGUCUAGAAGGACAUUAAAAAGGCGAAUAGAGUACAGAAUAAUUCUUCGUUUUGUGGGACUAACCCAUCCAGUACAGGUCAUCCGUUCUCCCUGGCUGCAUCUACUCAAUGGUAGUAAUCGUUCCCACUGAUUAUGAAGCCAAUAACCCAUCCGUUUCCAAAAUACCACAGUGAGAACCACUGACUUAGUUAUAUGUCUAGCAUCCUCAGAUUAGUUUACUUCUACCUUCGUAAGGAGUCCUUCUGUAGAAUAGAUUCGAUGCUUGCUUCCCAAACCCCCAAUCUUUAAAAAACUUUGUGCCUUCCUUUGUUCAUUUUUAGCAUCUGUCCAACUUGUUGUCUGCUUUCUGCAUAAGACUGUAAGCUCCUUGAGGGCUGACUCAACAGCCUUGUUCACUGUGCUACACCUGAUACUUAGUUGAGUGUUUGAUACAUUGGAUAUAUUUUGUCGAAUAAAGUAAGCUCAACUAUUUACAUUUCAGGGGUUGAGCUGUAUUUCUUCUUCAAGUGUAAUUCGAGACUCUCCAAUAAAGAGAAAUAUUAAUUUUGC